Olea europaea var. sylvestris is the source of this 1709-nucleotide messenger RNA. Its product is annotated as protein disulfide isomerase-like 2-3. The record is from RefSeq and is a predicted model, not a curated record. Gene Ontology annotation, cellular component: endoplasmic reticulum lumen. Bases 113 to 1417 code for a protein of 434 amino acids. The transcript has 9 exons. Gene Ontology annotation, biological process: response to endoplasmic reticulum stress. Gene Ontology annotation, molecular function: protein disulfide isomerase activity; protein-disulfide reductase activity. Lineage: Eukaryota; Viridiplantae; Streptophyta; Magnoliopsida; Lamiales; Oleaceae.
CGUCGAGCUUCGAGAGGUUUCCAUCAUUGAACAGGCUGACACUCGAAAACCAAAUUCAAAAUCUACUCACCGAAAAAAAGAACCCAUUUUCUGAAUUCAGUUUUGUGGAAAAAUGCAUCGAUCUGCGUUUCCAUUAAUAUUGGUUUUACUGAUAAUUGUAGAGCUGAAUGCAAGCGUGACUGCAUUGUAUGGGCCAUCAUCCCCAGUUGUUCAGUUAAAUCCCUCCAACUUCAAGUCCAAAGUCCUGAAUUCAAAUGGUGUUGUUUUAGUUGAGUUCUUUGCCCCUUGGUGUGGUCAUUGUAAAGCAUUGACACCUACAUGGGAGAAGGCAGCCAGUGUCUUGAAAGGUGUUGCUACUGUGGCAGCUCUUGAUGCCGAUGCUCACCAAUCACUGGCUCAGGAAUAUGGAAUUAGAGGCUUUCCUACCAUUAAGGUCUUUGCUCCUGGGAAACCUCCAGUUGAUUACCAAGGAGCUAGGGAACUCAAGCCUAUAGCUGAAUUCGCACUGCAGCAGAUUAAAGCACUUCUGAAGGAACGUUUGAAUGGAAAGGCAACAGGAGGAUCGAGUGGGAAAUCAGAACCUAGUGCUUCAAUAGAAUUGAACUCGAGUAAUUUUGAUGAAUUGGUAACUAAAAGCAAAGAACUUUGGAUCGUAGAGUUCUUUGCACCUUGGUGUGGACACUGCAAGAAGCUUGCUCCCGAGUGGAAGAAGGCAGCUAAUAAUCUCAAGGGCAAGGUGAAGUUGGGUCAUGUAGACUGUGAUGCAGACAAAUCUCUAAUGAACAGGUUUAAUGUGCAAGGAUUUCCCACUAUCUUGGUUUUUGGGGCUGACAAAGACCACCCAAUCCCAUAUGAAGGUGCAAGAUCAGCCUCCGCUAUUGAGUCAUUUUCUUUGGAGCAGCUGGAAACAAAUGUUUCCCCUCCUGAAGUGACUGAGUUGACCAGCCCCGAUAUUUUGGAAGAUAAGUGUGGUUCAGCAGUCAUCUGUUUUGUUGCCUUCCUUCCUGACAUUUUGGACUCCAAGGCAGAAGGCAGGAAUAAGUACCUGGAAUUUCUGUUAUCAGUUGCAGAGAAAUUCAAGAGAAGCCCUUACAGUUACGUAUGGGCGGCUGCAGGUAAUCAGCCAGAUCUUGAGAAGCAUCUUGGAGUUGGUGGCUACGGUUACCCUGCUUUGGUAGCCCUAAAUCUGAAGAAGCAGUUAUAUGCUCCACUUAAGAGUGCAUUUGAGCGUGAUCAGAUAAUAGAAUUUGUGAAAGAAGCUGGACUCGGUGGGAAAGGUAAUCUGCCUAUGGCAGCCACCCCUGUGGUUAGGAAGACUGAACCCUGGGAUGGUAAAGAUGGACAAAUCAUUGAAGAAGAUGAGUUCUCGCUUGAAGAACUUAUGGGGGAUGACACUGGAAGCAAGGAUGAAUUAUAGCUUAUAUGCUAAUUUAGAAAAUGAGAAUUUGAGUUUGAAAAAACACGUAAGUUUUGGUGAACAAGUUGUUGUAUUGCCUUGAACAUUAAUUUUCUGACAUUUGACUAUGAUCCUAUGUGUCCGUUAAUGCCCUUGAACCUCAACUUCAAAAUCUCUCCGAUGAACAGCUGCAAAAAGGAAGCUUGGAAUGCAACAUGUCGAUGUUCAGGUUGCCUAUAAUUGGCUAAAUAUAUGUAUACAAUACUGUGUAAUGGGGGCAAAUGCAAGAAUGUGACUAUUUGUUUCCUGGUAA